AUAAAAAGCGCAGAAUAUAUAAAAGCUAACAAUGACUGGUUAGAUACCCAAGCCAACGCCAAAGCAGCCCAACUUAUAGGGUCAAUAAGGACAAAAAUACAAGCGGAUGAAGACAGUUCAAAUGAAGCUUUAAUGAAUGCUGACUUUAAGAACGCCUUCGAAGCUCUUCAUAGUAAGGUGAAACUAGUGAACGACUUCUCAUCUGGAAAGAAACUGAAGUCUGAAGGUUUCGACAAAGAGUUAAAAGAAGUAGCACAAAAUAUGACGAAAAUAACAGAUGCAGCAACGAGACAGGCAGUUCAAAGUGCCUAUGACGCCGUUAGAGCAACUGUUGUGGAAAGUCAAGAAAAAGAGUUACAACAGACCAAAACAGACCUAGUAAAUGCUUUCUUAAAAACGAAAAGUCAGGUAGGACACUAUGCUGCAGAUGGAACAUAUAUACCAGCUGGUGGAACUUAUAUACCAGCUGGUGGAACUUAUAUACUAGCUAGUGGAACCUAUAUACCACCAAACCCUCCAAGAGAAGCACCUGCACCAGGACUACCUAAAACAUUUACAUCGUCACAUGGACACAGACACAGGCAUGCACCAAAACCAACACAACAACCAACAGUUCAAAAUCCAGCACCACAACAACAACCAAAACCAACAGUUCAAAACCCUGCACAACAACCAACAGUUCAAAACCCUGCACAGCAACAACAACCAACACAGCAACCAACAGUUCAAAAUCCAGCACAACAACAACAACAAACAGAGCAAGGACAUAAAAGAAGUAGAGAACAAGGAAACCAAGAUUUCUUAAAAAUGCUUAAAGAAGACUAUGGUUACCCAGAUACUCUUGACUUUAGUGACAGAUAUAAAGAAGCUAUUAGAAAGUUCAAGGAAGGAAAUACUGACCCGAACCUAUUUAGCUUUAUGGCUCAGCACCAAAUGGGAUAUAAUUUCAAACCUGGAAAAUACAAGCUCGCUAAGGGAUAUGAUUUAAUAGCAUAUCAUCCAAAUGACAUGAACGAAUU
Molecule: messenger RNA, 1019 nt
Organism: Trichomonas vaginalis G3
Lineage: Eukaryota; Parabasalia; Trichomonadida; Trichomonadidae
Product: protein of unknown function, DUF4106 family
Exons: 1
Source: RefSeq, a predicted model, not a curated record